AUGAGCCACGCCCUCGGCCGCUCGCCCCUUUUGCUGGUGCUGCUGCUGCUGCUGGGAAGCGGCGCGCUGCUUUCCGUGGACGGCAAGACCGUGCAUCGGCGCACGGACAAGAUAUCCGAGAACUUUAAGCAGCUCGAUUUGCCGCCCGAGGAAAUCGAUCCGAAUGUAGCGCCGCCCGAGACGGAGCCACAGAAGCCAGCCGCCGCAGAUCUGCCAGCGCCGGAGACUGCGUCCGUGGUGGAUGCAAUUGUGGAUGAGAGCGCCAACGAGAUUGCCAGCGUGGAUGCGGCACCAGCUGCCGCCGCCGCCGCCGUCGCAGAGAUAACCACGGCCAAGCCGAAGCCGACGACGACGACGACGACGACGAAGCCGCAGGAGGAUGGGGAGAAGAAUCCGAUUAGCCGUUACUGCAAGUGCUCGGAAUCGCAUUGCGACUGCUGCCGGAAGUUCGGACUGCCGCUGCUGCCGAGCGGGCCGGGCUGCGCCAAGAUCUCGUAUCUGGGCAACGACGAGAUGAGCGUCUCGCUCAAGUUCGGCGAGAUUACGCUCGCCUCGCGGCGCAUCUCCAGCAAGCGGGCGCGUCCCAUAUGCGUGGGCAUGCCCGGCGGCUAUUCGAAAUUCUGCGGCCGGGUCUACGGUCUGUCGCGGGCCAAGGAGAACUUCAAGGCGUGCCUGGCGUUCGAGCUGCGCGCCGAGGACGAGGUGGAGGCCCAGCUGCCCAUCUCCUGCUUCAAGUUCGGCGCCGAGGGACUGCGCGUCGCCGAGGCGGAGCCGCUGCCCACCAAAAUCAAGCAGGAGGAGGACGACGACGAUGACGACAUCUUCGGCUUUGGCGCUGGUGGCGACGACGACGACGAAGACGAGGACGAGGACGACUACGACGAUGGCGAUGGCAAUGCCGAGCCCUCGGCGGAGGACGACGACGCCGACGCCGACGACUAUGCGGAGGAUGACGACACUGAGGCGCCCGAAGAUGCCGACUACGGCGGCUUCAGCCUGGGCGGCCUGCUCGACGAGCUCGACGACGACGAGGACGACAAGCCCAGCAAGAAGCCGGCCGUAGCCGCCAGCCCGGCGGCCGCCAGCCCGGCCGUCGUCGACCAGACGACGCGCGAGCACGUCGAAACGGAUACGGCCCAGAGCAAGGAUGAGGCCGGAACUCCCGUCGCCGCCGGCGAAGCGCCUCCCGUGGUUGAGGAGGCGCCGGCAGCGGCAGCUGUGACUGCGUCGCCCGUCGAGGCCACCACGGCCAAGGUGACCAAGUCCAAGAAGGCGAAAAAGAACAAGAAGAAGAAGAAGAAGGCAGCCAACGAUACGGCCGGAGGCGGGGGCGGGGGCGACUUCGCCUACGAGCUGCUCAACGGCAUUCUGGAUUUUUUCAACUGAGCGGCCAGCGCGAAUUCGCCAACAUGCUUGGCAACACUGUAAAUACCCUAUAUCGACGUUGAGCUGCGUUUACGGACAGAGCGCGAAAGAGAGACAGCGAGAACGACAAAAGAGAGAGAGAGCGAGAGAACGAGUGAGAGCGAGAGAGAGAAUAAUGCCGAGUAGUUAGUUUCUAAUUUUGCUAACUUAUUUAUUUAUACUUAUAUAUAUACGUACGUAUUUAUUCGACCCAUCUGGCAAUACCCCGAACCCGAGCACGACA
Molecule: messenger RNA, 1648 nt
Organism: Drosophila montana
Lineage: Eukaryota; Metazoa; Arthropoda; Insecta; Diptera; Drosophilidae
Exons: 2
Coding region: 1-1386 (461 amino acids)
Source: RefSeq, a predicted model, not a curated record